Messenger RNA from Antrostomus carolinensis (chuck-will's-widow), 1581 nucleotides. Its product is annotated as endonuclease domain-containing 1 protein. NCBI's taxonomy places the organism in Eukaryota, Metazoa, Chordata, Aves, Caprimulgiformes, Caprimulgidae. Gene Ontology annotation, molecular function: hydrolase activity; nucleic acid binding; metal ion binding. The record is from RefSeq and is a predicted model, not a curated record.
GGCUCGGCUCUGGUUUCACAUUUCAUUUCCCUCGCACGCUACACCCGAAUUCCAGACGCUUUCUGGCUGCGCUGCUGCAUGGACUCAGAGCACGGUCCUUUGCCGUACCCAGCGGAGGCCGACGGGGCUUCCCUCAGCUCCAGGGAGUGGACCAUGAAGACGUCAAUUGUAUUUUUGCUUUGUGUCUCAGUUUUCCCAGGCUUUUCCCAGGGCAGAGUUGUUGGAGAGGAUGAAACUGGUUUUGCUGAAUGUAAUGUGUUCUUCCCUGGACAGAUCCCACCUGAAGGAUUUACCGAACCGUUCCACGUGAAAAUCUGUCAGCAGUACAACAAAGAGCCGCGCUUUGCGACCCUCUACAGUACUAAGGACAAAAUCCCUCUUUAUUCAGCUUUUAAGUAUACAAAGCCAGCCCAAAACGAGCAGGAGAGCUGGCUGGUCGAACCACAGAUAGACGAUCCAGAAAAUGACCUGCAUGAGAUGGUGCGUGAAGCCGAUGUCGUUGGCACUGUGGCCAACCUUGGUGUAAAUCAAGCCCUGACCUCAGACUAUGUGGGAUCUGGUUAUGAGAGAGGGCUGCUCAAUCCCAGCUUGCUCAAUGAGGAGGAUUUCCAGAUGGCCACUUACACGCUCACAAACGCCGUCCCUCUGAGCCCAUCUCUAAGCAAAAGCUGGCACAGAGACAUUGGAAGGGUAGUGGAGAAAGCUCUGGUCCCUUACUGCUCCAAGAAGGAUCAUCUGUAUCUCAUUGCAGGUGCAAUUCCUUCCAGUGUCCGAGUUAAGGGCAAGGUGUCAGUACCAGAGACCCUGUGGCUGGCAGCCUGCUGCGAUGCUCUGGAGGGAUGGUCACUGGGACUAGUGAAAAAAACAAAUGAUGAAGACAGCUUGGUGGACCUCACUGUGCAAGAGCUGCAGAAGCAGCUUCUAGCGGGAGUUCACUUGUUCAAGGGCAACUGUGGGGAAGACAACCAAAGCCAGGAGAAAGCAGAAGCAAUACUGCAAGCUGUCAGUCAGAUCCGCUCUGGAGAACAAGUAGGAACAAGUGACAACCAAGAAGCCAAAGACAGUGGCUUGGUGAGAAAAGUGGCUGGCAUCAUUGCUACCCCUUUCAUCAAACUUCUGGAACUCCUCAUCUACGUGUUUGUGGAACUGGUGAAAUUUGUGUUUUAUUUUCUGUGGCUUGUUAUCAAGUGGGUUGGUGGUACAGUUCUGGAUGGAGUCUACAGCCUGUGGAAUGGGGUGGUGUCCUACCUUAAAGCCAUCAGCAUGGUGCUCAUCAGCAUCCCCUAUGAUGUGGGGAGGGUCAUCGUCAACAUCUUCUUGGGCUUCCUGCAAAUUGUUCAAGAUGUGAUGUCCCUGACCUACAGGAUCCUGUGUAUCCCCGUGGGGUUUGUCCUUCACCUCGCUGCUUUCCCUUACCACUCCAUCUGUGCCAUUCCCUCCGUCCUCAAAGACAUGGCCACUGGGAUCGGGGGCACCUUCUCGCUGGUCAUUGAUGCCACAGCUGCACUUCUGCAUGGCUUUUAUUACCUGGCUGGUCACAUAGUCAAACGAUUUGUACCCAAAGGCUCCUCUGAUGACUGA